This is a messenger RNA of Brachypodium distachyon (stiff brome), 714 nucleotides long. RefSeq names its product probable glutathione S-transferase GSTU6. The transcript has 2 exons. Gene Ontology annotation, molecular function: glutathione transferase activity. Gene Ontology annotation, biological process: glutathione metabolic process. The coding region runs from base 4 to 714 and encodes 236 amino acids. Gene Ontology annotation, cellular component: cytoplasm. The record is from RefSeq and is a predicted model, not a curated record. Lineage: Eukaryota; Viridiplantae; Streptophyta; Magnoliopsida; Poales; Poaceae.
CAAAUGGCCAGUGACGAUGAACUGAAGCUUCUGGGCACAUGGGCCAGCGCAUGGGCUACCCGGGUGAAAAUUGCCCUCCACCUCAAGGGCCUAAGCUACGAGUACGUCGAGCAGGACCUCGAUAACAAGAGCGAGCUCCUCCUGAGCUCCAACCCGGUGCACAAGAACGUGCCCGUGCUCAUCCACAACGGCAAGGCUAUCUGUGAGUCGCUCGUCAUCUUGGAGUACAUCGACGAGGCCUUUGACGCAACAGGCCCCUCCCUCCUCCCUGCUGACCCCUACGAACGCGCGUUAGCUCGGUUUUGGGCCGCCUACAUUGACAACAAGUUAGCUGUCCCGUGGGCCCAGGCAUUCAAGGCCAAUACAAAGGAGGAGAAAGCCCAAGGGCUGAAGCAGACGUUGGCAGCGGCGGAGAUGCUAGAAGGUGCUCUCAAGGAGUGCUCCAAGGGGAAGCUCUUCUUUGGUGGCGAUAAUGUUGGGUACAUGGACAUCGCGCUAGGUGGUCUGAUCACGUGGCUGCAGGAAACGGAGGAGCUCUGUGGUACCAAGCUCUUUGACACCGCCAAGACUCCUCUAUUACUGGAGUGGAUGGAGCGUUUUAGCGGGUUGGACGCAGCCAAGGUAUCUCUGCAGGACGGCGGUAGGUUGGUCGAGUUUGCCAAGAUGAGGCGGGCUCAGAUGGCUGCUGCUACGACCGUGCCUCCAAAGAACUAA